Messenger RNA from Fusarium keratoplasticum, 963 nucleotides. RefSeq names its product Abhydrolase-3 domain-containing protein. The transcript has a single exon. The coding region runs from base 1 to 963 and encodes 320 amino acids. The record is from RefSeq and is a predicted model, not a curated record. Gene Ontology annotation, molecular function: hydrolase activity. NCBI's taxonomy places the organism in Eukaryota, Fungi, Ascomycota, Sordariomycetes, Hypocreales, Nectriaceae.
AUGUCCGGCCUCAAGUUUGAUCCCGAGUACCUCAAGGCCAUUGGGCCAUUCAUCAGUGGCCCCCAGCCACUCCAACAGUCCAAUGAUAUCUAUGGCAGGCGGGCGACCAUGAACAUGAUCAUGACGGCGGCCAACGACUUUGCUCCCGCUCCACCCGCUGUCCCGCAGACCGUUUUUAUCGUCAAGGGCCGUGAUGAAGUCGAUAUCAAAGUCACACGCUUCGCCACCGAGGCGGCUUCUAAGUCGGAAACGCCGACACCUGCCGUGGUCUACUUGCACGGCGGCGGCUUCUUCUGUAAUAGCGUUGAAAUCUUUACACCUCGGAUCGCCCGCUAUGCUCACGACUCUGAUCUGCCAUACUUUGCUGUGAGCUAUCGUUUGGCGCCUGAACAUCCCGCACCUUGUGCCAUUGAAGACUGCUACGCGGUUAUCAAGCACUUGUCAGAGUCCUCCCAGGAGUUCAACAUCGACCCUAGCAAGAUCAUUGUCCAUGGAGAUAGCGCUGGAGGAGGAGUUGCUGCUGGCGCCGCUCUGUUGGCCAGAGACCGCAAGCUUGAGCCUCCCUUGGCGAAGCAGAUUCUGAUUUAUCCCAUGCUGGAUGACCGGACCAAGGUCAAAGGUGACGACCCGAGUAUCGAGCUCAUGGUCUGGAAGCCGGAUGCAAAUGUUGUCGCCUGGGACGCUUAUCUUAGCGAAGCUCGGAAGGAUAGCGGCAUCUUGCCCUAUGCAGUGCCGGCCAGGGCUGCCAGUCUACGGGGCCUACCACCUACUUACAUAGAAGUCGGAACUCUAGAUCUAUUUAGAGAUGAAGACAUUGAGUAUGCCACUCGGUUGGCUAGGGAGGAUGUCGAGGUUGAGUUUCACCUUUGGCCUGGUCUACCGCACGGGUUCGACGGCUUCCUGAAUCUCAGCUGGUAUGAAAGGGCUAAGGAGAGCCGGAUCAGCGCCUUGAAGAGGGUUUGA